GUAUGCUAAUUAACAUCCCUGGCCCGUCCCAGCUCCAAGUGAUCACGGAACCUUCUCCCAUCUUCUCUUCUCCUCUGUCUACCCCCACCCCCGAUUCCUCCUCGGGGAAGGGCGAGAUGGGCGCCGAGGCUGAGAUAGAGCGGCUGCCGGUGGACCUCCUCGCCCACAUCUUCUCCCUCCUCUCCUCCUUCCGGGACCUCGCACAGGCGAGCGGGGUGUGCUGGAAGUGGCGGCGAGGGGUGGAGCAGUCUUUGGCCAGCAGGGAGCGGCUGAGCUUCUCCGGGUGGAAGAUGGACGACGCCUCCACCGCCCGCCUCGUCUGCGCCGCCUACAACCUCAAGGAGCUCGACAUCUCUCGGAGUUGCUGGGGUUGCCAGAUCACUGAUGAAGGACUGUAUAAGAUCUCUUCGGCGAAGUGUGUCCGCAAUCUGACAUCUAUAUCCUUGUGGGGUAUGGCUGGCAUCACUGAUGAAGGCGUCAUUCACCUGGUUUCAAGAGCUAUGUCUUUACAAAACCUGAAUAUCGGCGGUACAUUUAUUACUGAUGAAUCCUUAUAUGCAAUUGCAGAUAGUUGUCCACGAUUGAAAGCUAUCAGCCUCUGGAGCUGUCGCCAUGCGACCGAGAGCGGCCUCAUCAUGCUCGUAAGCAAAUGCCGAAGACUGGAGUCCAUCAAUGUCUGGGGGAUGAGGGUCCCUGCGGACUGUUUCAUCAGCUUGCUCCACAUCAGCCCUGCUCUGCAGAUAAAACCCAUCUCACCUCAUCUGAAUAUUUGAAAUAGGUGGCCGGAAAACGAAGGCUUUACGGUCAUUGGUGCAUCUUGUCGGCACAUUAAAGUGCUCAUGGUAAGACGUCAGCAGCAGCGCAGUCGAGGCAACCACCCAAAAAAUAAAGUUUCAGAGCUUGUGGAUCCAAAGAAAAAUUCAACAUAUAUUCAUUUGUUGGAGACUAAUAUUACCAAUCUCCUGGAAUUCAAAUUUGCUGCUAACCAUGAGCACGAUUAACACCGGCAGUAAUAAAUCUCUCUUCUCUUUUCUUCUUC
This is a messenger RNA of Phoenix dactylifera (date palm), 1039 nucleotides long. Its product is annotated as F-box/RNI-like superfamily protein. Gene Ontology annotation, cellular component: SCF ubiquitin ligase complex. Gene Ontology annotation, molecular function: protein binding. NCBI's taxonomy places the organism in Eukaryota, Viridiplantae, Streptophyta, Magnoliopsida, Arecales, Arecaceae. The record is from RefSeq and is a predicted model, not a curated record. Gene Ontology annotation, biological process: SCF-dependent proteasomal ubiquitin-dependent protein catabolic process.